AUGGCGCUCAGUUGCAAGGGCGGCGACGAGAGAACUAAAGCUGUUUAUUCUCCUAUCGGAACCCUAACAUCAUCACCGUCACUUUAUGCCCUGCCGCUGCCAACUCUUCCUUUUGAACUCAUUGAGGAAAUUUUAAGCAGACUACCUGUGAAGCUCCUCCUUCAACUCCGAUGCUCUUGCAAGUCAUGGAAUUCUUUAAUCUCUGAUCCCAAAUUCGCAAAAAAGCACCUUAGCCUGUCAACCACACACAACGUUCACUGCAUCACCUACUCUAAUAAAUACAUCAUCAUCGAGUCUUACCCACUAGACACCAUCACCGCUACCAACAUCGCUCAAUCCUAUUUGCCUUUCAGCCAUUCUGCUUACUUCCUUGGCUCGUGUGAUGGCAUCCUCUGUCUUGCUGCUGCUGAUGAUUCAAACUCCAUUAUUGUUCGAUUGUGGAACCCUUCCAUUAGAAAAGAUAAGGAAUUGCCCCUUCUUCAAGAGCCAAAAAAACAAAAGCACGUUAUGAGGAUGUAUGGCUUCGGAUAUGAUCCUGUUGGUGAUAAUUACAAGGUUGUAGUCUUUUUACGUUUAAUUGAUUCUAAUAUUAGUAAUUUUGUUGACAAAUAUAAAGUGAAGGUUCAUACUUUGGGUACUAGUUCUUGGGAAAACAUUUCGAAUUUCCCUUUGGUUUUCCCUCUGAAAAAAUUGGGACAAUUUGUGAGUGGCACCAUUAAUUGGUUGGCUUCUAAAGAUCAAUCGAGAAGUCAAUGUUUUGUUGCUGCUCUUGAUUUAGGGAGUGGGUCUUAUCAAGAGGUUUUGCUUCCUGAUGAUGGUGAGGUACAUGCAUAUCCCUUGGUUUUGACUGUUUUGAGAGAUUGCUUGUGCAUUUUUUCUGGUGAUGAUGUUUGGGUAAUGAAAGAGUACGGAAAUAAAGAGUCUUGGACUAAAUUGUUCACUAUUUCUUACAUGCAAGAUCCUUAUAGACCAUCUUAUGACGUUUUCAAGGCAGUAUAUAUUUUUGAGGAUUACCUAGUGCGACAAGUGUCUCAAAGCUUUGGGCAACAGAAAUUUAUUUUUUACAACCGUAGAAAUGACACUUCUCGGCUUUUUGUGUCUGUAGACACCCCAGAAGUCUGCAUUGAGAGUUUAAUAUCACCUUGUUUUUAA
Molecule: messenger RNA, 1152 nt
Organism: Medicago truncatula (barrel medic)
Lineage: Eukaryota; Viridiplantae; Streptophyta; Magnoliopsida; Fabales; Fabaceae
Product: F-box/kelch-repeat protein At3g23880
Exons: 1
Coding region: 1-1152 (383 amino acids)
Molecular function (GO): protein binding
Source: RefSeq, a predicted model, not a curated record